GGACUUUGUCUGCAUUUGUGCCGGCCGGAGAAAACGUGGACGCAGUGAAAGUCCUGUCGCCGCUUGGAACGAGAGACAAUGGCACGAGCGCUGUUCAAAUUUUCGCGCCUGCUGCAGAGGGAAAGCGUCUCGUCAUCUCCCGCUGCUGUACACGUCCUUCAAAGCAGGUCUUAUGGGUCAGAGAAGAGGAUUGAGGUCCAGAACCCAGUGGUGGAGCUGGAUGGUGAUGAGAUGACAAGGAUCAUCUGGCAGAAGAUUAAGGAAGAGUUGAUAUUCCCGUUCCUAAAACUGGAUUGUAAAUACUACGACCUCGGUCUUCCAAGUCGCGACAAGACGGAUGACCAGGUGACAUACGAUGCAGCGCAUGCGAUCAAGAAGUACAACGUAGGAAUCAAGUGUGCCACCAUUACACCUGAUGAGGCCAGGGUAGAAGAGUUCAACCUGAAAAAAAUGUACCCUAGCCCGAACGGCACCAUUCGAAACAUUCUCGGAGGCACAGUGUUCCGGGAACCCAUCCUGUGCAAGAACAUCCCCCGCCUCGUGCCUGGCUGGACUCAGCCUAUAGUCAUCGGAAGGCAUGCAUUUGGUGACCAGUACAAAGCAAUGGACAGGGUAGUGAGCAACAUGGGAAAAGUGGAGCUUGUGUUCACGCCUGCCGAUGGGGGCGAGAAGCAGAAGCACGUAGUGUUUGACUUCAAGAAGUCAGGGGGCGUCACCAUGGCCAUGUACAACACGGACGAGUCAAUCGAAGGUUUCGCCCACUCCUGCUUCCAGUAUGCGCUGAUGAAGGAAUGGCCCCUCUACUUGAGCACCAAAAACACCAUCCUGAAGCAGUACGAUGGCCGCUUCAAGGAUAUCUUCCAGAGCAUCUAUGAGAAGGAAUACAAAGAUAAGUUUGAAGCAAGAAAAAUGUGGUAUGAGCAUCGCCUUAUUGACGACAUGGUAGCUCAGGUGCUCAAGUCCUCUGGCGGUUUCGUCUGGGCCUGCAAGAACUACGAUGGCGACGUCCAGUCGGACAUCAUUGCUCAAGGAUAUGGCUCUCUUGGUCUCAUGACGAGCGUCUUGGUUUGCCCCGAUGGAAAGACCGUAGAGGCCGAGGCAGCGCAUGGAACAGUUACUAGGCAUUACCGAGAACAUCAAAAGGGCAAAAAGACUAGCACAAAUCCCAUUGCAAGCAUCUUUGCGUGGACACGAGGCUUGGAUCACAGAGCCAAGUUAGAUAACAACACUGAUCUCCACAAAUUCUGCAGUGCACUCGAGAAAGCUUGCGUCGAAACAGUAGAGUCUGGCAAGAUGACCAAGGACUUGGCAGGAUGCAUCCACGGAAUAAAGAAUGUCAAAGAGGGCGACUACCUCAACACAAUGGAGUUCCUCGAAGCAGUCACCGAGAACCUCAAAAAGAAGCUCAACCAGUGAUGCAGUCAUACAGUUGAAGAGUUGCAGGGUACUUUGACACAGUCAUUUUGCAAUAAAAAAAUUUGAUACGAAAAAAAAA
Messenger RNA from Rhipicephalus microplus (southern cattle tick), 1495 nucleotides. RefSeq names its product isocitrate dehydrogenase [NADP] cytoplasmic. Gene Ontology annotation, biological process: isocitrate metabolic process; NADP+ metabolic process. Gene Ontology annotation, molecular function: isocitrate dehydrogenase (NADP+) activity; magnesium ion binding; NAD binding. Lineage: Eukaryota; Metazoa; Arthropoda; Arachnida; Ixodida; Ixodidae. The record is from RefSeq and is a predicted model, not a curated record. Gene Ontology annotation, cellular component: mitochondrion.